AUGUUGACCUUGAGACCUCGCCUCCAUCUUCUUUUCCGCGAUGACGUCGAAGGCGUAGAGACGACGCGGCAGAUGGUCCGCGUUUCUGUCCCAACUCUUGCUGCCUCAACUCGGUUUUCGCCCUCGCCCCUUGUCGCAGUUGUCGUUUUUACGCCGCGACAUAUGUUGCCUGAAGACAACUUUGGACUCGGGAGAUGGCCGAGUUUCACGUUGAAGUGCCAUGUACUUGAAGGCUCUGACACUUUAGUGUGGCUUUGUGGAACACGUCGACUAGGACGAAGACGUCGUCGCGUCCGUGGGAUCUACGAGUGUCGCGUCUUUCUGAGUAGAUUUCGCCUUGAGUGUUUGAAAGCGCCUUCUCAGCGUUGCUGGACUCGUGCUGGUCGAUUAACAGCCUUCCAGCCUAUCCGUUCAUGGCAGAAAGACUGUGGAUCUGCCAAUGCCAUCGCGGCGUCUGGACACGUCAGUUCCACCGCUUCCUUCACUUGUCGCCUCAUCUUUCAGCGAAAAUCGUGGUUGGUUCCACGUGGACCUCUUCGAUGGGGCGACCAAACAGAGGAGCACAAAGAAGUCGAUGUACAUCUCGUAGAGGCGUUCUACACAGACAAGGAGGCUUACGGUGGGGUAGGAGGGGGAGGAGGAGGAGGAGGCGCAAUAUGCGGACUCCGGAUGUCUGCUCACCUACCUUUGAGCAGCUUCUGUCGAGUCGAGAAUCGGACCAGGUCUUCCUCCAGCAUUCUCACCUCCUUCAGGAUUGUAUCCUCCACAUGUGGGGUGGCCUCUUUAAAGUACGCUUUGCCCCCACCCGCGGGUGGGGGUGACUUGUGCUACCAAGACGACGGUUCCUGGGUUGGAGAGGCUGUUGCAGAUGAAAGUCCUGGGGACUACGAGAGGACCGGAGGCAGAAGUGAGACAGCCCGCUGUCUGGGUUGGUGGUGGGUGCACAAAUGCCAGCCACCGGGGGACAGGGGUGGGGCAGCGGAGUUAAUGGACGUGAAUCAUCAACGCGAGUGGCUUGAGGAUAAAGCAGGGAUGGGUGGAGGGCGGGCUGUCCCAAGUCGCAAACCCACAUCAGAACAAGUAUUGGGCAUGGCCUAA
Molecule: messenger RNA, 1098 nt
Organism: Mesocestoides corti
Lineage: Eukaryota; Metazoa; Platyhelminthes; Cestoda; Cyclophyllidea; Mesocestoididae
Source: the annotation of a GenBank genome assembly